This is a messenger RNA of Liolophura sinensis, 3919 nucleotides long. Its product is annotated as histone-lysine N-methyltransferase PRDM16-like. Gene Ontology annotation, biological process: regulation of transcription by RNA polymerase II. Gene Ontology annotation, cellular component: nucleus. The record is from RefSeq and is a predicted model, not a curated record. NCBI's taxonomy places the organism in Eukaryota, Metazoa, Mollusca, Polyplacophora, Chitonida, Chitonidae. The transcript is spliced from 7 exons. Bases 55 to 3045 code for a protein of 996 amino acids. Gene Ontology annotation, molecular function: protein binding; DNA-binding transcription activator activity, RNA polymerase II-specific; RNA polymerase II cis-regulatory region sequence-specific DNA binding.
CAAACUGUGUGAUUGGGAUCAAGAAGCGAUCAGUGACGGUUGUUAGAAGACAACAUGCGGUCCAAGUCGAAAGCGAGAAAACUAGCUCAUGACGAGCCAGAUGAAGGCAUUGUAGAGGAAGUCGGAGAGGGAAAGCAGGAGGGUUCACAGUGUCCCACCUCACUCGCCUGUCAGGACAAUCAAGUUGAGGAAGCAAGCCAGCCGGAACACUCCACUUUGAGUGAAAGACGGAACGACACUCAAAUGAACAUGAAGGGAGAGUCUCUUGGCAUUAGCGCAGACUGCGCCGGGCUACCUGACGAACUGGAGUUCCAGCCCUCUGAGAACCGCCCCGCAGCCAGGGUGCGUACCAAGACCGCCAUUCCAUUUGGCAAAAUUUACGGUCCGUUUAAAGGCAUCCUGAAGCCGACUGUGGAAAGCCAAGAAUCAGCCUGGGAGAUAUUUGACCGUAAUGGUAAAUUGAAAACUUGGAUUGACGCAAGUGAUCCUGGAAGUGGAAAUUGGAUGAAAUACGUACAACAGGCCCAGGAUCAUCAGACCCACAACUUAGAGGCUGUGCAGAUAGAGAACAAGAUUUAUUAUCGAACGCUUCGAGAGUUGAAAGCUGGGGAAGAAAUGCUUCUUUUCAACAAAGACAUACUUUACUCCGACAGUGACUGUCAGAAAUCUGAUGACGACAUAACUAACUUGCCGACGACAAAGGGUAGCCGGGAUGUGGUGACAGGUGGGUUAUCGCAUCAGGACUCAUAUAUACACAGCCAGGACAUGCUGAGGAGAAGCAUCUCCAACGACAACUUAGACAAAUCCGAGGAGGACGAAACUAAAAGUGAAGACUUUGAUUACCCGACAGAGACUGGUAUUGAAGGAGAAUACAAGUGUGACGAGUGUCCCAAAAGUUUCCAGUGGAAAGCUAAUCUUCUGAGACAUCAGGCAGCGCAUGAAGCUGGUCGACGCUUUCCUUGUGAGAACUGUGAGAAAGUCUUCACAGAUCCCAGCAACCUUCAACGCCACAUUCGCUCCCAACACCACGGAGCACGAUCCCACGCCUGUCCAGACUGUGGGAAGACGUUUGCUACUUCCAGUGGCCUGAAACAACAUCAACACAUUCAUAGCAGCGUGAAGCCCUUCCAGUGCGAAGUCUGCCUGAAGGCCUACACACAGUUUUCAAAUCUCUGUCGUCACAAGAGAAUGCACGCUGACUGCCGUCAACAAAUCAAGUGUAAAGACUGUGGCCAGGCAUUCUCUACAGUUACCUCCCUUAGUAAACAUAAGCGAUUCUGCGAGGGUGCUCUGAGAAGCGGAAUGCGCAUUGGGUACUCCCCAGAGAAAAUGAGUCCAAUGGGGCCAAUGAGUAUACCCCCAGUGAACCAGGCCUCGCCUCUGACCUCAGCAGCUUACAUGGGACUGUACGCUGGGCGCCCGCCCUACCCCUUCUACCAACAUCUUGGCACUGGAUUCCCUAUAUUUCCUAGCCACCCAUUGGGCCCUCUUGGCAGCCCAGUGUCACCUGUGGACGGCAAGUUCAAAUCUGCCUUGUCACCAGAAGUGAAAACACCAUCAUCGAUGGCAUCGGAGAGCAGGGAAAAGAAUGAAAUAAGGCUUUUUAAAGACAGGAAGGGUUCGGAAGGAUCAGAGGGCAGUGAACUCUCAGACAUGACCAGUGGCAGUGACUUGGACAUUAGCUCUGGCUCUGAUGCUGAGAGUGAGGCCAGCGUGUCCAAAAAGCCCUUCCUGAGCUCAGCAUUCAGUCGACCCAAAGUUGAGGAGAGGUCAAAACAUUUAGAGAUGUUCCGCACUCCUCCAGCAAGUCGCCAUGGAGACUCGACCCCUACUAAAAGUCAGCAAACACCGGUCAUCGCCCAUAGUGCCGCGCGCAAGAACCUCAAUCCAUCCCCCAUUCAGGAAGAUCUCCCGUUUGAUUUGUCCAAGAGCAAGAAGUCCCGAGGGUCAUCAUCGGGAGAACAACCUUUGGACCUCAGCAACAAAAUCAAGGAACCAAUUCCCCAAGAGCCAUCCCGAAAAACCCACAUCUUUGGUGAACGCCGCAUCUCUCCCCAGGAAAACAAACUCCACUAUGCCUAUCCCAUGAUGAAUCCACUCUUGUUGGACUCAUUUUAUGGUGGGUUGGACAAGGACAAACUGCAGUCAUACCACGAUGCUGCCAAGUUUAUGGCUUUUGCCCGAUUUCCCAUGGCCUCCCCGACGUUUCCUCCCAUGGGCCAGAUGCCUAUGUUGCCCCCUCAGGUGGAUCACAAGGAUAUGUCUCCUGUGAUGAAGAUGGACAAAACACCAGAACAUCUCCGAUUCCAUCCGAACAUCAACAAGCUCAAGGAAAGGUACUCCUGCAAAUUCUGCGGCAAGAUCUUCCCUCGUUCUGCAAACCUUACUCGCCACCUGCGAACACACACGGGAGAGCAGCCGUACAAGUGCAAGUACUGCGAGCGCUCGUUUAGCAUCUCCUCUAACCUUCAACGCCAUGUCCGCAACAUCCACAACAAGGAGAAGCCGUUCAAGUGUCCACUGUGUGAUCGUUGUUUUGGCCAGCAGACCAACUUGGAUCGGCAUCUGAAGAAGCAUGAAUCUGAAGGACCAAAUGUAGCAGAUUCUCCAGUGAACGAGGCCCAUGAUCUGGAGGAGAAAGAUGAGGCUUAUUUUGCUGAAAUUCGUAACUUCAUUGGAAAAACAUCUGGUUGUGAUUCUGAAGUAAAUGAGAGAGUUGAUGUUGAGAAGGUUGCCUACCACAAGGUAGAGGAUCUUAGGGAAGAUGAAGAAGAUGAAGUCCUGGCUGAGAAACUGACGGAUUCUCGCGAGAAUUCUGAUGAAGAGGAUGCUCUUAGUGAACCUGUGAACAAGAAGUGUCGAGUGGAAGGGGAGACUAUCUCCACUAACAAUAAUGAGUCCUCUAAAAGCCGAUUCCGACUUUCAAAUGGGUUUAGCAGAACAUCGGAAAGUGAUAUUGCUGACUCAGACUGUGUUCAGAGCUUGUGCCAGAAAAAUGGUUACGAAAUCCAAAAUAGCUUUACAGCUCUAACUUGCUCCACAUGAGUCUUUUACUGACUUGUUGAUUGACCUAGAACAGCUUCAAGCAAACCAUUUGUUAAGACUUUUGGUGAAGCGGCCCAGGUUUCCCUGUAAGAAGACUUUCACUAGGAACUGUUCAUCAUUAGGCUGACUGAAACAUUAUUAACCCCCAAGACGACCAAAGAUAUUUAUGUCUUGAUAUUUGUACCAUUCGUAUUUAUCCUAGUUUUUGUAUUGAGUGUUCACUUUUGACUCAGAAGGAUGUAGGAGUUAUUUAAAAGGAGGAAAACCUGUCUCAAACGAAAAUGGAAAAGUACAUGUUCUUUGUUACCUGAACAAUGUAUUGGGUGACAGCCUCUAUUGAGAUACAUUUGUGAACUUGUAUCAUCAAUUUCAAGGCCCCUUUUACAUGAAUUUGGUUAUAUUUUUACAAUUGAUGUCUGAUUCUCAUUUGAUAAACCAUUUUUGUUGAGAAAGUAUUAUGAUUAGUUGAUACUUAUUUUGGAUUUUCACACAUUUUGGGCUUAUAUAAUUCUGCACUUGUUUGAGAAUGCUGAAAAUAAGGAAAAAAAGUUUUACAGUGUUAUAUUGCUACUCUUUGAUUUUGAAAAAGGACUACAUACAUGUUUUUCAUAUACUAAAUUUUAAAGCGGGAACAGUUUUCAAACCGGGACCAAUUUUCUAACGGUAUUCCAUUAUUGUAGUUCAUGCAAUUCUUAAAAUACAUUCUUACUUGUCAAUGAAAAUGUCAAAUCCAAAGAUCAUCAAGUCUUACUUAAAGUUGCACUAUAUAAAAAUCUACAAGGACGCUUUAUGGUCAUUAAUAUAUAUGUGUGUAUAUAUGAUUACAUUUUUAUUGCUGUUAACCAUUGGUCAGCGACAAGUGCUGAAGUGAAGU